ACCAUGCAAAUGAUUCUUUCCACUGCUUUCCACAUAAAGUUCUCAUUCGGCUGCACACCAUAAAUUAAUUUACUUAUUACAAGUCAGUCACGCCGUUAAUAACUGUUAUAUAUACGUAUAUGCACAUACAUACAUCAUACACAUAUAUUAGGUACAUUUGAUUUUACUGACUGAACUUAAGCUUUUUAGAACAAGCUGUUCGCCACGGUGGGAUAUCGGUAUUAAGAUUUUUCUAUCUAUUAAGUCUUAAUAUAAUGCCGAAUUUUUUUCAAUUGGUCGAAGAUAAUAUACUUUACGAGAUUUUGGCAUUAAUAUGGCUGCUCUUUUUGUGGAAGUUGUAUUUGAACAUUCGCCAGCGGGCUUUGAUGAAUCGUUUGGUAGAAUUGCCCACCUCCGUUGAAGGUUUUAUGACAAAAGAUGUUUAUGACAAGGCACGCAGUUACGAUUUAGAUAAACUAAACUUUAGCACGUUUAAGAAUAUUUACUCUGAACUUCUUGCUACGGGAGUUUUGUUAGCUUUAUGUUAUUCUCAUUUCUGGCAAUGGAGUAUUUAUUUAGGAAAAUACUUUGGUCUUACUCAUGAAAAUGAGAUUCUGUUGAGUGGUAUCUAUAUACUCAUUACAAAUGUGAUACACGAUGUUGUUGGUUUACCAUUAACAAUUUAUAACACAUUCGUUAUAGAAGAAAAACAUGGGUUUAAUAAAGAGACACCAUUGUUCUUUAUUAAGGACCAACUUCUCAAGUUUUUAGUUGCACAAAUUAUUGUUUUACCCCUUGGUUUUGGUAUUAUAUGGAUUAUAGAAAAUGGAGGAGAUUAUUUCUUCCUUUACCUUUGGGUCUUCUUAGUUGUUGUUACUGUUUUCAUGAUGAUUCUUUACCCAGAAGUGAUUGCACCACUCUUUGAUAAAUACAUACCACUACCGGAUGGAGACUUAAAGACAAAGAUCGAAGCACUAGCAGCUUCGGUUGAUUUUCCACUCUACAAAUUAUUUAUUGUUGAAGGAUCAAAGAGAUCUUCGCAUAGCAAUGCAUACUUAUACGGAUUCCACAAACAUAAGAGGAUUGUACUAUUUGAUACUUUAGUGAAAGAAUAUUAUAAACCUGCAGAAGGUGAGACAGAAGCAAAAGGAUGUGAAACAGACGAAGUAUUAGCAGUAUUAGCACAUGAACUAGGACAUUGGAAAUAUAAUCAUACACUGAAAGGAUUUAUGUUUGGUCAGGUGAGCUUUUUGGCGAAUGUCCUUCUAUACGCAAAACUUCUUAAUUAUAAGCCAAUGUAUCUUGCCUUUGGCUUUACUGACGCGCAACCUACAAUUAUAGGACUUACCAUUGUAACAAUGUAUAUUUUAAUACCAAUCACAACAUUAAUGCAGUUUUUCUCAGUGGUAAUAGGAAGAAGAUUUGAAUUUGAAGCAGACAGAUUUGCAAAGAUUUUGGGACACGGAGAAGAGUUAAAGAGAGCACUGAUUAAAUUACAGAAAGAUAAUCUUGGUUACCCUCUUUAUGAUAGAUUAUAUUCCAGCUGGCACCAUUCCCACCCUCCAUUAUUGGAAAGACUCGAAGCUAUUGACAAAGACAAGUAA
Messenger RNA from Dufourea novaeangliae, 1583 nucleotides. Its product is annotated as CAAX prenyl protease 1 homolog. Gene Ontology annotation, molecular function: metalloendopeptidase activity. Lineage: Eukaryota; Metazoa; Arthropoda; Insecta; Hymenoptera; Halictidae. The transcript has 6 exons. The coding region runs from base 255 to 1583 and encodes 442 amino acids. The record is from RefSeq and is a predicted model, not a curated record. Gene Ontology annotation, cellular component: endoplasmic reticulum membrane. Gene Ontology annotation, biological process: CAAX-box protein processing.